UGAAACUCUGCGAGUAAGUAAAUUUUACCGCGCGUAAAAUUCUGAUAUCUCCAUCGACUAUACUCAUGCAAAUUGAACGUAAAUUGAAGCAAACUUAAUGCAGCCGCUGCAGAGGAAGGCACACUGAAUUCAUAUUGACGAGUUCAUGGCUACGAUAGCAUAUCGUAAUUGGUCACAAAAGCGAUAAUCGAAAAAACAAAAAUAAACCAACUCCAACAACAACAAACGUCGAAUAUAUGUACGCAAAAACCGAACUAUUAUAGAUAGAAAAGCAAUUUUUUUCGCAAAAAUAAAAAUAAAACAGUGAAGAGAAGCCAUAAAAUUUAUAAGUAAAUAAAGCUUACAAAAUUCAACAUAACAAAUAAUAGAAACAGAAAAGAGAACUCUUCAACGAGCACUUUUCCUGCUGUCGCGUUUCGAUACGUGCCGUGGUGCAAAUGUAUAAGUGCUUGUAGAACAGCAUCUUGUAAGCAGUAAAUAUAGUAUAUAUACUGUGUUCACAUAUAUACACACGUAUGCGCAUCGUGAUCAGCGCGUCCUUACCGAACUCGCAGCAAUUCAACUAGUGGCCUUGCUCCGUUGUACUCGCACAACGCUCAUCCUUUCACAACGUUUAAGUCACAAACUAUCAAUCGACAUUGCUUUUGUAUGAAAACCACAAAUCGAAUACAGUCCAUAGCAGGCAGUUACAUACAUAUAUUUURUGUGUUUGAUAUGCAUACAUGGGUACAUAUGUACAUAUAUUGACAGCAAGCGUGUGGAAAAAACAAUAUUGUAUUAAAAAAGUUUAUCAUAUUUUUCAUGGUUUCACUUGCUUACUGUCCAUUUUAUCUGCUUUUCCUCUUGUGCGGCUUAAUUCGUGUACAUUUUUAUACACCUAACCACAUGCAUAUACACAUAUGGAUGAAUGUACCUGAACAAACAAUUGAAAACGAAUAAAAAAAAACAAAAAAAAAAAACUAAUUAAACUUUUUAACUCACCCAUGAAUAAAAAUCUUUGACACAUCUACAACAACAAACAACUGCUACGCAUAAAUAACUUUCAAAAAUCGAAAUUUUGAAUUUGCGCACGACCGACAACUACACACUAAUUAAAUAUUUGCAAUAAUACUUGGUACAACGCAACCCGUUGACGGAUUUGGGCGCCUCUCAUACGUCGACCUCGCUAUGGAACACAUUUAAUGGCAUAUAUGAUGCGUAAAACUUGAUUUAUGCAUCUGCCAUCGCAUUGAAUUAUGGAUUUAGCAGAUCAAAUCGAUGAUUAUAUUUGUUCAUUUGAAGGAAUUGGUGAUUUAACAAUGGACUCACUAGCAAUGUUCAUAUUUAUUUGGGCUGUAUUGGCCCUCUUCUUAGUAUGGCUGUGUAAAUUUUUAUACAAUAAAUAUGUGGUAAAUAACAACAACAAGACGCCGACAAGUCAGAGCAACAGUCGGCAGAGCAGUGUGGCGCCCGGUGCUGCCAGCACAGCGAAAACUGAGGCGAGCAAACGACUAUCCGAGCCGAGAGAAGUGAUGGCAAGCAAGGCAGAUUUUAAGGACUUAGCUGCCAAACCCGGUGGUGCUGCACGUGGUCGCGCGCCUGGUGGUGGUGCUGGGGGUGCAGCUGCUGGUGCUGGCGCACGCCGCCGCAUGGUGCGACAGGGCUCUACYGGACCAGAAAGCCGCAAAAAACGUUAUGUCCCGCCACCCUCCAACGUUGUUGGACCCGAAACAACUUCCGUUACUUGGACCAGUCAAGUGUUCCGUUGGCUUUACAGCGAUCUUGUGAUUGUCAACGAGCUGCUAACCUCUUGGGUUAUAGCCUUAAAUGAAACGCUGAAGAAAUCGAUGGAAGAGCAUGGCGUCGCAGUGGAGGUGGUGCGCGUGCUGCCCGACAGUCCACCACCCAGUUUGAACAAUAUAUUUUGUAACUGUGAUGAAACGAAUCCAUCGAAUAUGCUGAUCACAUUUGAUUGUGAUGCACAGCCGGUGCUGCAGGUGAAGACGUACCGCCAGAAGGCCGGCAAGGUUGACACCUCGCACUACAAAGUGACCAUAUCCCGCUUCCGUGCACGCAUGGCUACCGCCAUGAACUACAACACACUCAAGGGCGAGAUGAAGGUGGAUGGCUAUCCCGAUAUCCGAGUUGCCAUGAAUAGUGUGGGCGCAAUCAAGCCAAUGGAUCAAGAUGAGCAGCAGCUGCAAGGAGUCAUUAGUGACAUAAUCACCGCCACACUGCGCGACACCGUCUAUCCAGUCGACUUUUCGGUCUACGCAACUUGCCCACGGGCCGAGAUCGACCCGCUUGACAUGCCUGUAAUAUAUCCCGUCAAUUAUGAUGCGUUAGCGCCAAACUUGGAGGGCUCUAAUUUGUCAGGUAUGCAGCCCAUGAUCUCUGGUCGUCGUUUGUUGGUAAAAAUUGUGAAAGGUGAAGGGCUGGCCGAAGCCAAGGACCCCUACGUUGUGGUGGAAAUGGACGAACCUGCACAAAAGAAUCAAACCGGCGUUCGGCAGGGUGCCACGCCUUAUUGGGAUGAGCAUUUCCUAUUUGAAUUGUCUCCACAAUCAGCGGAGAUUUUAUUCGAAGUAUAUGAUCGGCCUGCUAAUGGCGUCGAAACGGCCAAAUUCCUCGGUUUGGGUUUGGUGGGCAUUGAUGAGCUGGCCGUGGGGCCUGCAUCCACACAAAUGUUGACACUGCAGCCGCGUCCGUAUGAGACGAAUCCGGUGAGUGGCACCAUCACUGUGGACUUUGUGUUCAUUGAAGGUGCCGAAAUACCCGCUGGACCCAAACCGUACAAACUGAAAGAGGCCUUGAAGAUCAGCACGCCAGUCAUUAACCAGCACAUGAAGAAUGGCGCCGGUUUGGCUGAUGCGGCUGUGCGCGCCUUGCARGAUGGCGCACUCUCCACAACCGGACAACCCAGCAAGAGCACACUAAUUAUACAUAGCGUCCAAAGGAACCAAAACAAUUCAAAYGCAUUUAAGGUUGAAGUGAACAAGGACGGCAGAAUCGAAGUUAARGAGUCGCCACAAGAAGAAGUCGACGGUGCUGUGACACAAAUUUUAGAAUCCCCAUUAAACGACAAUACGAGCGAAUCGUUGCCUACAGCCAAUACGACAGCGGAUAUCGAGCAAAUACAACAGGAAAUUUCGGUGGCGACGGACAUAACCGCCAGCCCCACAGACUCAUGUCCACCAAACGAUGUGUCGCUAGAUGAAUCGGGUGUGGCAUCAGGUAACAGCAGCGCUUUGGCUGCAUCCAGCGCCGAGUUUGGUCAACCGAAUGCCGCUUCCUCACCACAGGCCCACAAUGGCUACUCACCAUACAAUGGCAACUCGACUACAAACGGUUCACAGAAUUAUGGCUACCAAAGCAAUAGUUUGCYCCGCAACGGUGCUGCGACCAGCACASCAUUAAGCAGCGCUGAGCUGGACGAGAGAGGACGGAGUAAGAAACGAAAUUUCUUUGGAACAUUAAAAAAACGUUUAAGUCGAUCCAAAACACGCACCCAUUCGGCUGAUCGUGGCGCUUUGACGCCGUCCCACAAUAAUAACGGUACCACCCCAACAGGAACACUUAACGGUGAUUCACGUUCAUUAUCUGUCGAUCGUGCUGUAUUGUCUAAGAGCAAUUCACUUGGCUUACGCGCGGGUUCGUCACGACUUGAUCACUCAAGGCAAUCUUCAAUUUCAGAAUCGUCCGCAAUCUCAGGUUUCUCGUCAGCCAGCAAUAAAACGUACGUACAUGAAGCAUCCACGCUGGUGCUAGAGACGAUCGAGAAUGGCGUGAAGCGGCAUUUCAUUGUGCCGCUGGCAAUCGCACAACGGCCCAGGUGGCGUCGCAAAGGCACAAAACUGCACAUUUAUAAUGACCACACCUUUAUCGCCAAACACUUGAGCGGUGGCGGCUUGCAAUGCCAAGUCUGCAUGAAGUCCAUCCCGCGACGACCUGGCAAGCAGGGCUACGAAUGUCGGGACUGCAAUUUGAUCUGCCACAAACAAUGCCACAUACGCGCACCACAGGCGUGUCCGAAUCCUACAGUGCUUUCAAUGGAAUUAUCGAAACUUAAUUCUGCCGCUGCGGAUCGCAGUAUAAGGAAAUUAUGAAAGCGAACAUAAUGCACAAACAUCCACAACCAUCUAUGAUCCGUCACAAUAGCCUCGACGCAGCACAACGUAACAGCUUCGCAGAAAGAAAGAAAAACAUUCGAAGUUAUACACAAAGGUUCUGAGGAACAGGUCGAGCGGUUACAAACAUUUAACUUUUUAUUUUGCUGUUAUUUAAUGAAAUACUUCUAGCUGUUUUAAAGAAAUUUUCAAAUACUCGCACACGACUACAUAAUUGAUCAUUGCAAAAAAUUUAGACGCUAAAAUCUCAAUUACGUCGAAAAUUGAAUGCUAACUAUUUUUUGUCAUAUUUUUUACUUGUAUAUUUUUUCAUGGUAAGAUUUUUUUUUUAAGUUAUAGUCAUUAUGUUAUUGCAAUUGCAAUAUAUUAACUAGGUCUCUAUCAAAAGUUACAGUUUUUAACAAAUAUUAAUAAAUSCCCCUAUAUUUUUUAAAUUUUGUAAACCACAAAAAUUGGAAAUUUGUAAAGUUCAUAAUUUUAAUUAUUGUUUAAUUUAAACGUGCAAUAUUCACUAUCUAGUUUAAGCAAAUAAUUUCUUUAGAACUUCUUUUGUAAUUUUAAAGUUUUUAACUCUGUAAUUAAAAAAAACUUAAAUCACGAAAGCUGUACACAUUAAAAAUUAAACGAUCACAGUACGAAAACACAAAUAAAUGUUCAAAUAACGUAAUUAUUAAAGCGAAUAUGUAUCAGGAAAAAAUAAAAACUGGUGAAUUUUUAAGCGAAA
Messenger RNA from Bactrocera latifrons, 4830 nucleotides. RefSeq lists its product as uncharacterized. Lineage: Eukaryota; Metazoa; Arthropoda; Insecta; Diptera; Tephritidae. The record is from RefSeq and is a predicted model, not a curated record. The transcript has 18 exons. The coding region runs from base 1236 to 4085 and encodes 949 amino acids.